AUGUUCGUCAUCAAGAGAGACGGACGUAAGGAACGCGUGCAGUUCGACAAAAUCACUGCUCGAGUGUCCAGGCUGUGCUAUGGCCUUGAUCCAGAUCACGUCGAUGCAGCAGCCAUCACACAGAAAGUCAUCUCUGGUGUCUACCAGGGUGUGACGACCGUCGAACUCGACAACUUGGCAGCCGAGACUGCAGCAUAUAUGACAGUCACCCAUCCGGACUACGCCGUCCUCGCUGCCCGUAUCGCCGUGUCAAACCUCCACAAGCAGACCAAGAAGCAAUUCUCUUCCGUAGUCUCGGAUCUCUACCACUAUGUCAACCCGAAGAACGACAAACCCUCCCCCAUGAUUUCCAAGGAGACCUUUGAAUGUGUCAUGAGGCACGCUGACGAGUUCAACUCGGCCAUUGUCUAUGACCGAGACUUCAACUACCAAUACUUUGGUUUCAAGACGUUGGAGAGAUCAUACCUCCUCAAGAUUGGCAAGCAAGUUGCUGAGCGGCCCCAACACAUGCUGAUGCGUGUGGCGGUGGGCAUCCACGGAGAUGAUGUUGAAAAGGCCAUCGAGACGUACAAUCUUAUGUCCCAGAAGUGCUUCACCCACGCUUCGCCGACUCUGUUCAAUGCCGGGACACCUCAACCCCAAUUGUCAUCGUGCUUCUUGAUAGAUAUGAAAGAAGACAGCAUCGAGGGCAUUUACGACACCCUCAAGACCUGCGCCAUGAUCUCCAAGACAGCGGGAGGUAUUGGUCUCAAUGCCCAUUGCAUUCGUGCCACAGGAUCCUACAUCGCAGGCACCAAUGGUACCUCCAAUGGCCUGAUCCCUAUGCUCCGUGUCUUCAACAACACUGCUCGUUACGUCGAUCAAGGCGGCAACAAGCGCCCAGGUGCCUUUGCCAUCUAUCUCGAGCCAUGGCACGCAGACGUGUUUGACUUUUUGAACCUCAGGAAGAACCACGGCAAAGAAGAGGUCAGAGCGCGGGACCUGUUCUACGCCCUGUGGACUCCCGACCUGUUCAUGGAACGUGUCGAGAAGAACCAAGAAUGGACACUCUUCUGUCCUCAUGAGGCACCUGGCCUCGCUGACGUCUACGGGGACGAGUUCAACGCGCUGUACGAGAGAUAUGAGAAGGAGGGCCGUGGUCGCCAGACCGUCAAGGCGCAGAAGCUAUGGUAUGCCAUCCUCGAGGCACAGACUGAAACCGGUACCCCCUACAUGCUCUACAAGGAUGCUUGCAACCGAAAGAGCAACCAGAAGAACUUGGGUACCAUCCGAAGCUCCAAUCUUUGCACUGAGAUUGUCGAAUACACGGCUCCCGAUGAGGUCGCUGUGUGCAAUUUGGCCUCCCUGGCGCUCCCUACCUUCGUGGACCAAGCUCGGGGUGAAUACGACUUCGGUCGUCUCCAUGAGGUUACUCAGGUUGUCACUCGCAACCUGAACAAAAUUAUCGACAUCAACUACUACCCUGUCCCUGAGGCGAAGAAGAGCAACUUCCGACACCGACCUGUCGGCCUGGGAGUCCAGGGUCUUGCCGAUGCCUUCCUUGCUCUGCGUCUUCCCUUCGACUCUCCCGAGGCCCGACAACUCAAUAUCCAAAUUUUUGAGACCAUUUAUCAUGCCGCUCUCACUGCCUCUUGCGAGCUCGCAAAGGAGCAGGGAGCAUAUGAAACCUACCAGGGCAGCCCAGUUUCGCAGGGCAUUCUUCAAUACGAUAUGUGGAAUGUCACUCCCUCCGACCUGUGGGAUUGGGACUCGUUGAAAGCCGAGAUUGCCAAAUAUGGUGUGCGUAACUCUCUUCUUGUCGCUCCCAUGCCGACUGCAUCGACUUCUCAGAUCCUCGGCAACAACGAAUGCUUCGAGCCGUACACGUCGAAUAUCUACUCUCGCCGUGUCCUCGCCGGAGAAUUCCAAGUUGUCAACCCCUGGCUGCUGAAGGAUCUCGUUGACUUGGGCCUGUGGUCCGAUAACAUGAAGAAUCGGAUCAUCGCCGACGGCGGCUCGGUCCAAAACAUCCCCAACGUCCCUGCGGACAUCAAAGCUCUGUACAAGACCGUGUGGGAAAUCAGCCAACGGACGGUCCUGCAAAUGGCGGCGGACCGUGGUGCCUUUAUUGAUCAGUCCCAGUCCCUCAACAUUCACUUGAAGGAACCAACCAUGGGCAAGAUCACCAGCAUGCACUUCGCGGGCUGGAAAAUGGGUCUCAAGACUGGCAUGUACUACCUGCGCACCAUGGCCGCCACGCAACCUAUUCAGUUCACUGUCGACCAAGAACAGCUGAAGGUUGCAGACACGAACACGGCUCGCGAACGCUCUGCUCCGAAGAAACGUACCUCUCUGGGGUUCGCCGCCAGUGUGAGCAAUUACAACUCGGUCCCAAGACCGAUGUAUCAGUCCAAGACCAGCAGCUUUGGCCAACCCACUACCUCUAUGAAUGGAAUCCCGACACCAACGUCUACGCCGCCUCCGGGUAGUGAACACAAGCAAGUCGGACUGAUGACUCAGAAACUGGCCAAGACCCAUCUUCGUAGCAGUGGCGAUUCCAGCGAGGAACCAUCCCCCAAAGUGCUCCCAACUGAUCCUGUCGGUCUGCCCCCUGACGAGAGCCUCGAGACACGGAUGAGAAGCAAGCAAGAGGAAGACAAAGAAAGCGAGAGUGAGGAGAGGGAAGAAGAUAUUUAUGCACAGAAGGUGCUUGCCUGCUCGAUUGAAAACAAGGAAGCCUGCGUGAUGUGCAGUGGUUAA
Molecule: messenger RNA, 2739 nt
Organism: Fonsecaea erecta
Lineage: Eukaryota; Fungi; Ascomycota; Eurotiomycetes; Chaetothyriales; Herpotrichiellaceae
Product: ribonucleoside-diphosphate reductase large chain
Exons: 4
Coding region: 1-2739 (912 amino acids)
Biological process (GO): deoxyribonucleotide biosynthetic process; DNA replication
Cellular component (GO): ribonucleoside-diphosphate reductase complex
Molecular function (GO): ATP binding; ribonucleoside-diphosphate reductase activity, thioredoxin disulfide as acceptor
Source: RefSeq, a predicted model, not a curated record